Molecule: messenger RNA, 5366 nt
Organism: Peromyscus californicus insignis
Lineage: Eukaryota; Metazoa; Chordata; Mammalia; Rodentia; Cricetidae
Gene: Plekha5
Product: pleckstrin homology domain containing A5
Exons: 26
Coding region: 1295-4513 (1072 amino acids)
Cellular component (GO): cytosol
Molecular function (GO): protein binding; phosphatidylinositol-3-phosphate binding; phosphatidylinositol-4-phosphate binding
Source: RefSeq, a predicted model, not a curated record
AGAGCAGCAUCUGCUCUUCCAGAGGAUGUGAGUUCAAUUCCCAGCACCCACAUGGUGACUCACAUCCAUCUAUAAUGAGAUCUGGUGAGCAGGCCUACAUGCAAACAGAACAUUGUAUGCAUAAUAAAUAAAUAAAUCUUUAAAAGAAAAGAAUAAAGGUACAAAUGAGGACAAAAUAACAGUUUAACAAUGAAGAUGUUUGUGCCUUUACAAAAUGCAUAUAACUUUAAACAUUCAUUUCAAAGAAUACUUAGGACUGCACUAGUGUGUGACUUUCACUAAUUAACAUGUUAUUAACUGUGAAGGUAAAAGAGGAGGAAGGCUUGAGAGGGCAUAAGCAGGUUGAGAAGGUAAUACUAGAGCAAGGCCUGAGCGUGAGGGCGUAGCUUCAAGUCUGAGUCAACUAGCACAGCACACUUAUAGCAGGGUAGCCUAGAGGAGCAAUUGGGUAAGUUGGGGCCAGAAGUGUACCUCAGUACAGAGUGAUUCCUGUGCAUAAUGCCCUGGUUCAUUCCCAGCAUCACCAAAAAACACUGAAUACAGGUAACUUCAAAUAAGAACUUUGUGAAGUACAUGUCUAGAGCUGUGAUGCUCACGCUUACUUGGCCAUAAGCUUAAAUCUUUCAUCUGCUAGUAAAUUUAAUUAAUACUUAUUGAAUUUUUUGUCUUUGAGGGACAUUUUAUCUGUACUCUUAGAUUCUUUAAAAAAAAAAAAUACUGCAGUAUGAAAAGAAAAAGCUGGCUAGAAAAAUGUCUCAGCCAUGAAAGGCUAGGCUCAAAACCAAAAAGAAAAGCAUUCUGCAGGGGCCAGAGACAUGAUCAGCAGUUAAGAGCACAGAGGACCUGGGUUGAGUUCCCAGCACCCAUAUGGCAGAUCUCAAGAUCUGUAACUUCAGUUUAGGGGAUCGAGUGCCCUCUUCUGGCCUCUGAGGAUACUGCAUAUAUGUAAUACACAGACGUACAUGCAGGCAAAACACCAACACAUAAAAACUGAAAAAGUAAUAAUAAUAAAAGUCGAUUAAAGAAAAUUUUUAAAAAUCUGCAAUGUUAAAAUAGCACAAAAGUGCCCACAGGGAUCUGGUAUAGUUUCUCUGUAACUAUUAGUUUGAUUUUGGGUUUUUUUUGCCUAUAACAAUAGUAACUACUGUUUUUAACUUCUCUUUUAUGGUGUUUCCCCUAAAUUUUGAACUACUGUAUGACUGCAUUUGUUGAUCUUGAGUCAACUGUUAUCGGCAUGAAUUGCGUAUCAUGAUAAAGCGAUGGUGUCGUUUUCACUCAGGCAGCCCAUCCAAACAUGCGGACCUAUUAUUUCUGCACCGAUACAGGAAAGGAAAUGGAGCUGUGGAUGAAGGCCAUGUUAGAUGCUGCCCUGGUGCAGACAGAGCCUGUGAAAAGAAUUACCUUUAAUUUCCGAGUGGACAAGAUUGCAACGGAAGGUGCAUCAGCUAAAGAAACCAAUAACAUUCCCAACCACAGAGUCCUCAUUAAGCCAGAGGUCCAGAACAAUCAGAAAAAUAAGGAAAUUAGCAAAAUGGAGGAAAAAAGGGCCUUAGAAGCUGAAAAAUACGGAUUUCAGAAGGAUGGCCAAGAGAGACCUCUAACAAAAAUUAACAGUGUAAAGUUGAACUCUCUGCCAUCAGAAUAUGAAACUGGGCUAGCCUGCCCACCUCAGAAUGUGCACUACAGACCCAUCAAUGUGAAUAGUUCAGAUGGCAAAAUAGUGAAUGUCAGCUUGGCAGAUGUCCAGGGUGGGAGUCACCCAAAUGCAGGGACCCUGGCCACAGAGGCUGAUCGAGUCAUUCAGAGAACGAAUUCAAUGCAGCAGCUGGAACAGUGGAUUAAAAUCCAGAAAGGACGGGGUCUUGAAGAAGAGCCCAGAGGAGUAAUUUCUUACCAAACAUUGCCAAGAAAUAUGCCAAGCCACCGAGCCCAGAUUGUGGCCCGCUACCCUGAAGGUUACCGAACACUCCCAAGAAACAGCAAGACCAGACCUGAGAGUAUCUGCAGUGUAACCCCUUCUGGCCAUGAGAAGUCUGGGCCUGGAACAGAAGAGAAGCGGCGUUCCAUGAGGGACGACACCAUGUGGCAGCUGUAUGAGUGGCAGCAGCGUCAGUUUUACCACAAGCAGAGCACCCUUCCUCGACACAGCUGCCUGAGCAGCCCGAAGGCCAUGGUUAAGGUUUCUGACCAGACAAUGCACUCCAUCCCCACGUCACCUUCCCAUGGGUCCGUAGCGGCUUACCCGGGAUUCUCACCACAACGAACAUACAGGUCAGAAGUGUCCUCGCCCAUCCAGAGAGGAGAUGUCACGGUAGACCGCAGGCACCGGGCUCAUCACCCAAAGCAUGCCUAUGUACCUGACAGAAGGUCAAUGCCAGCUGGCUUAGCUUUACCGGCUGUUAGUCCUCAGAGCCUCCAAGGCAGAACGCCAGAGGAGCUUACGCUGCUGCUCAUAAAGCUGAGACGGCAGCAAGCUGAACUGAGUAGUAUCCGGGAGCAUACCUUAGCACAGCUCAUGCAGCUCAAACUUGAGGCCCACAGCCCAAAGAAUGAAAUUCUUUCACAUCAUCUUCAAAGGAACACCAUAUAUUUGGAUCAUCAGAUGAAAGAAAAUGAACCUAUUAUCACCAUGGUUCACACAAUGAUUGAGAACUCGGCGCUAAGACCGCAACUGUACCAACAAUUCUUAAGACAGAAGAACCAGAUAAGUCUCUAUUGUCUGUCACAAGAUGAAUGUAGAGGCACAUUAUACAAAUACAGACCUGAAGAGGUAGAUAUUGAUGCCAAAUUGAGCAGAUUGUGUGAACAGGAUAAAGUGGUCCGUGCUCUGGAGGAGAAGCUGCAGCAGCUGCACAAAGAGAAAUACACGCUCGAGCAAGCCUUGCUGUCAGCCAGCCAGGAAAUAGAGAUGAAUGCAGAUAACCCGGCCGCCAUCCAAACGGUGGUACUGCAGAGAGACGACCUGCAAAACGGACUGCUGAGCACGUGUCGAGAGCUCUCCCGAGCCACUGCUGAGCUGGAACGAGCCUGGAGAGAAUAUGACAAGUUAGAAUAUGAUGUCACUGUCACCAGGAACCAGAUGCAGGAGCAGCUUGAUCGCCUUGGGGAAGUGCAGAGUGAAUCGGCAGGAAUUCAGCGGGCACAGAUUCAGAAAGAACUUUGGAGAAUUCAAGAUGUCAUGGAGGGGUUGAGCAAACACAAACAGCAAAGAGGUUUCUCAGAAACAGUAGGUCUGGCAGGAUCAAAGCCUUUCUCAGCAGUUAAGUACAAAAGCGAGGAAGAGGAAGUAGUCCCACCUCGGCCUCCACUUCCUCGGUCUUAUGACUUUACAGAGCAGCCUCCCAUAAUCCCCCCUCUGCCCAGUGAUAGCAGCUCCUUGCUCUGUUAUAGCAGGGGCCCCGUGCAUCUGCCUGAAGAGAGGAAGACUCAUCAAGUUCAAGGAUAUCCAAGAAAUGGAUCUCACUGUGGUCCAGACUAUAGACUCUACAAGAGUGAGCCAGAGUUGACCACAGUGGCCGAAGUUGAUGAAUCUAACGGAGAGGAAAAGUCAGAACCAGUUUCCGAGAUGGAAGCUCCAGUUGUUAAAGAGGACCUAAGUUCGGUUCCCAGCACCCACAUCAAGCAACUCACAACCACCUGUAAUUCCAGCUCCAGGCGAUUCCAACAUCCUCUUCUGGCCUCCAAGAGCACUGGUCCCCACUUUGCAGUUGGAGUUCCUCUGAGAACGAAGUCACCCACGCCAGAGUCCUCCACAAUAGCCUCCUAUGUGACCUUGAGGAAGACUAAGAAGAUGGAGCUAAGAACGGAAAGACCAAGAAGUGCAGUGGAACAACUCUGUCUGGCUGAAAGUACUCGACCUAGGAUGACUGUGGAAGAGCAAAUGGAGAGAAUAAGGAGACACCAACAGGCCUGCCUAAGGGAGAAGAAGAAGGGACUGAACGUUAUCAGUGCUGCGGACCAGUCACCCUUACAAAGUCCUUCGAAUGUGAGAGAGAGUCCUUUCAGGGUCACUCAGACUCUACGGAGGGAUGAUAACAUUAAGGAGCUAGACACCGUCUGCAGAGAAAAUGAUGUAAGGCCAGACCAUGAAACUCCAGCAGCAGAAACUGUUCUAUUAGAAGAAGCUGAACCCCAGAAUGUGGAUCUCGGCAGAAAGCUUAAAAGAACUGAAAGUAUUUUUUAUGAAAUGCUUUUCACACCUGAGCCAAAUGGGAUGAAUUCUGAGGAAGUGAUGGAUAGAGAAAAGCAUAAAGGUCAGGCACUAGAAGAUGUUCCAUGCAGCCCCCAAGAAGAGGCGGAGGUGACAAACCACCGGGCAGAAAGCCGCCCUGAAGAAGCACAGAGUCUUCAUGAAGAGGAGGGAACUCACGCUUCUUCUGAGUCACCUCCUGAGGUUCCCAGAGAGAAUCAGACCCCAGUGAAAAGUCUGUCCCUGUCUCCUGAGUCCUCUGCAUCACCAGAUCCGCCUACUCCGCCAAAGCUCACAGAAGGAUCGCAUUUCAUGUGUGUGUAGUCUCAGAACUGCACUGACGUCUCUUGAGAGCACACAGAGCUGAAGCUGUGGACCUCAGCCGUGUAAGAAGAUGUUGUACAGUAUACCUUAAAUCUAUGAAAUUCAUAGUUCUGAUGCUUCUGACCACAGAGCAUCGUUUUAUCACCUUUGGAAAAUGUUUAUUCCAAAAUAGCUUUAAUGGCCCAUAUGUGCACUCCCUAGUCUCAAGGUCACCAUCCUCCACCGGCUUGCUGCUAUGAGUUCAGAACACACCAGUCAAGGUGCUUUCUCCCGCGCUCCAUCCAGAGCUUGCUUAGUUGCAGUCCCCAGAUUUGGAUGCUUACGUCUAGGUGAAUUUAUGUUCCUUUGGCUUUUCGGCAAAGCUGUACUUUCCUGUGAAGCUUGUUUUCUUCCUUCUUUUCCUCCCAUUUUGGCUACUGCAGUACUUUGUUUGACACUUGAUUUGUAAAAAUUUUAUAUAAUAUAUUUAAAAUGUGCCAUUUUAUUACUGCUAAGUGAAGUCUGUCCUGUUUUCUGCUAUAAUGCUUCCUCGGUCAGAUUGCAACGUCAGCAGUUACUGCCAUACUCUGUCAGCUUCCACAAAAUGCUAUUGCGUAGCUUUUCUUUAAAAAGCAAAACAAUUACAAGUGUAGGUAUUCUGAAGUACUGGACAUUUAUGUCAUUGGAAUAGAUGUGUACAGCAAUAAGCAGGCUUUUAGAUCCAGUACUCAGUCUGUGUACAGAUGUAAUUAUGUUCAUUGUGUAGAUGUCACACAGUGAGCACAUGUAAUAAAGGCUGCUUACUAGAGAUUAAUGCAAAUGUUCAUAUCUCAUUUCUUUUUUAUCAUGUUAAAUAAAUGUUGAUGUUCUUAAA